UGCGCCGAUUCGAACGCGACGAUCUUAGCGACCAGUCAAUCGAAAAUACGCGUGCGUGUUCCGUGCGUGCGUGCGUGCGUGCGUGCGAGGUACCCUUCCUUUCCCGUUGGCCAACAUAGUCCACUUCCUUGGAGGUCAUCAAUCGAGCAAGCGAGCUGCGAUCGGAACGGAACGAUCGAGCGAAAGGCAUUGUCAAGGUGCGGUCAUAGGAAUUCCCGUCCUGUUACGAUGAGACGGUACGAUUGCAGAAAAGUGGCCACAGUGGCCGGACUGCUGCUGGUUCUAUCUGUGCUAACCGGACCAGUCGGGAGUCAUACGCCGUUCAAGAACCGUCAGCAUGGUUCAUUCACUCGUGGAGCGGCCGGUGACGGUGGCGCCGGAGGCGGUGUUGUUGGAGCAAUACGCGAGCGCGAACGGGAACGUGAACAGGAACGCCUGGCGACACCGUACAUCGCACCACUGGCCGGAUUGGAGGUGAACGGUAAGCGUGCGGCCAACGAUUUCAUCGACGACGUCGGCAAAAACACGUUCGAUACCGUGUACCACUGGAAGGUGAUUGACUUCGCAUACCCUAACCAGCAGCUGCGCAACAAUGCCAUCCGUACGCGUGAGUUCAUUCCGGAGAACAAUCUGCCGCUCGGUGUGGACCGCUACCGUGAUCGUCUGUUCGUGACGACACCCCGGUGGAAUCCGGGUGUACCGGCGACCCUGUCCUAUCUACCGCUGCCCGCCACCGAUCGCAGCCUACCGUUGAAACCCUAUCCGGACUGGAGCUACCACAGCUCGACCCGCAAUCCGGACUGUUCGAAGAUGAUGUCUGUUUAUCGGAUCCAGGUGGACGAGUGUGACCGGCUGUGGGUGUUGGAUGCGGGCGUCAUCGAAACACUGACCAACCUGCAACAGAUCUGUCCACCCAAGAUCAUGGCAUUCGAUCUGCAGAGCGAUGAGCUGCUGUUCACGUACGUGCUGCCGGAGGAACAGGUGAAGGAAGAUUCGCUCCACACCAACCUGGUGGUGGACAUACGCGAGGGCCAGUGCGAGGAUGCGUUUGCUUACGUCGCGGACGUGUGGCGCAACGGUAUCACCGUGUUCGAUAUGCGCAAGUUCAAGAGCUGGCGUACGACGAACUAUCUGUACAACCCGAACCCACUGGCCAGUGACUACAACUACCAGGAGCUGAACUUCCAGUGGUCGGACGGUGUGUUUGGGAUGUCACUUGCGCCGGUCCAUCGUUCCGGUGACCGCAUGCUGCUGUUCCAUCCGAUGUCCAGCUUCAUGGAGUUCCAGGUGCCAACGUCGGUGCUACAGAACGAAACCAUCUGGGAGGGUUUCGGGCUCGCCAAGGCUUUCCAGCCCGUCGGUACGCGUGGCCGGCUAGGACAAUCGUCGACGUCGGGUGUGGCCAAGAACAAUGUACAGUUCUUCACGCUGGUGCAGCAGUCGGGCGUUGGAUGUUGGGAUCUGGGCAAACCGUACAAUCGGAACAACCUGGGCGUGGUGGAGAAGAACAUCCAGAAGCUGACCUUCCCCAACGAUCUGAAGCUCGACCGGGAACCGCAGCAAUCGGUGUGGGUUAUGAGCAACAAGCUGCCGGUUUUCCUGUACGAUAAGCUCGACUACACCCAGACCAACUUCCGUGUGCUGAUGGCGGACGUGCGUAAGGCCAUCGAGGGUACGGUGUGUGAUCCGCGGGUGGCACCCAGUUUGGCCUUUGACGCCGGUCAGCUCGAGUGUGAGCUGGAGUUGUAGAAGGCGGUUAUUGUCAGCUGCAGUUUUCUGUUCGUCUGUUUCUUUCCUACCACCUGAUUUCUGGCUCCCGGCGUGCCAAACUACUUGUAUGGUUCUUUUCGUUUUGGCUGCAGUUUAGAUUUUGUCGCCGCCAUUUUAUGUAACCAAGCGCCAUCGGGAGUGUAUUAAAUAAGAAGUACGCGUUGACCACAAAACUACAACACCAGUGCGCUGGAUUGGCGAUUGACUAAUAAAUUCUCGUUCGUAAGGAUUACUCGA
Anopheles aquasalis is the source of this 2007-nucleotide messenger RNA. Its product is annotated as protein yellow-like. Gene Ontology annotation, cellular component: extracellular region. The record is from RefSeq and is a predicted model, not a curated record. NCBI's taxonomy places the organism in Eukaryota, Metazoa, Arthropoda, Insecta, Diptera, Culicidae.